This is a messenger RNA of Lolium perenne, 1602 nucleotides long. RefSeq names its product AAA-ATPase At3g50940-like. Gene Ontology annotation, molecular function: ATP hydrolysis activity; ATP binding. NCBI's taxonomy places the organism in Eukaryota, Viridiplantae, Streptophyta, Magnoliopsida, Poales, Poaceae. The record is from RefSeq and is a predicted model, not a curated record.
AUGGCUUCUUCGUCGAUCUACGAGAAGGGCAAGGAGGCCAUGGCGAUGGCCACAUCCGUGGCGGCGUCCGUGAUGCUGGUGCGCAGCCUCGCCAACGAGCUGCUCCCCAACGAGGCUCGCGACAUGCUCUCCUACGGCCUCGCCAACUUGCGCGCCCGCAUGAAGUGGCGCCACAGCUUCAGCAUCGAGCAGACCGACGGCCCGUACAGCAGCAACUACCUCUUCUACCACGUCAAGACCUACCUCGCCUCGCGCAUGGAGGCCGUCGGCGCCACCAACGCCCUUCAGCACCUGCGCCUAAGCAUCGGCACCAUGGACGACGAGGACACGGACAAGCUCAUCGUGAGCAUGGAGGAGGGUGAGGAGAUGGUCGAUGUGUACGAGGGCGCAGAGUUCCGAUGGUGCCUCUACUCCCACGACGUCCUCGACGACUCCAUCAUCAGCAGGAGUCUCGGCCGCCGUGGAGGCAAGCUCUACUACCACGUCACCUUCCACAAGAAGCACAAGGAGAAGGCCCUCUCAGGAUACAUCGACUACAUCAUCAAAACCGCCAAGGACAUAAGGAACAAGGAGAGGCCUCUCACCAUGUACACUAACGACGACUCCGAUUGGACUCCGGAGGACUUCUGCCACCCCUCCAACUUCGCCACGCUCGCCAUGAACCACGCGCUCAAGAAGUCGGUUAUCGACGACCUAGAAAAGUUCAUCACGAGAAAGGCAUUCUAUAAGAGGAUCGGAAAGGCAUGGAAGAGGGGCUACCUCUUCUAUGGUCCACCAGGGACCGGCAAGUCUAGCCUCAUCGCCGCCAUGGCCAACUACCUCAGGUUUGAUCUAUACUAUCUUGAGCUCACCGGGGUCGAGAACAAUUCGCAGCUCAGGAAGCUUCUUCUUGGGAUGACGAACAAAUCCAUUCUUGUCAUUGAGGACAUCGACUGUACCAUUGAACUCAAACAACGAGAUGACAACAAGAAGAAACCUCCCAAGUCGUCCGAUCCUAGCAAAGAUGAGAAGGUGACAUUGUCCGGGCUUCUCAAUUUCGUCGACGGCCUAUGGUCCACAACCGGGGAGGAGAGGAUCAUUGUAUUCACGACCAAUUACAAGGAGCGUCUCGACCCUGCGCUUCUACGGCCUGGCAGGAUGGACAUGCACGUCCACAUGGGAUACUGUACCCCUGAGGCUUUCAGGAUUUUGGUCGACAACUACCUCUCCAAGAAAGAAGUGCCCAUCGACAAUCAUCGCACGUAUCCAGAGAUUGACGAGCUGUUGGCGGAGGUGGCAGUCACGCCUGCAGAAAUGGCCGAGGCCUUGUUGAGGAGCAAAGAGGACCUCGAUGUGGCCGAGACCGCGUUGACGAGCAAAGAGGACCACGAUGACGAUAAACGCAUCGAUGUCGCUCUCGGUAAGAUUGUCGAGUUCCUCAAGUCAAAGAAAGAGUGUGCCAAUAAGAAGAAGGAAGCUCAAGAUGCUAAAAAGGAAAAAGAUGUUUCCAAGGAGGCGGAUGACGAUGCUAAGAAGGAAAAUGAUGUUGCCAAGAAGGAGGAGGAUGACAAUGAUUCUGAUGAUGAUGAUGAUGAUGAUGAAACCGACAAUAAAGAUGAAUAA